AGGCGAGGAGUGGGCGGCAAAAAGAGGCGGAGCGGCUGGCUGGUGUGCGCCUGCGUGGUGGCCGGCAGGAGCGUGAGUGGCACCUAUAAAAGAGGGCGACCAGACUUGAUGCGCAUCAGUUUUAAGCCAACCACACAAACAUCAUGAAGCUUCUGGUACUCCUCGGGCUUGUGGCAGUAUGCUCCGCCCGUCCCCAAUUGAUCGUCUUGCUGAAUGGAGGUGAAGGACAACAAACCCCUGUAAACCUAACCCCCGCCCAGAUUGCCAAUCUCCAAGAGUCUCUCGUGCCCCUCCUCAACAUGAACGGUGCCGCCGCCGCUGCCGAGGCUCCAGCUGCUGCUGCUGCUGCUGAUGCUGCUCCAGCUGCCGAGGCUCCUGCUGCCGAGACUCUAGCUGCCGAGGCUCCAGCUGCCGAGGCGCCUGUUGAAGCUGCUGCCGAAGCCCCCGUAGCUCCCGCCGCAGACCCAGCUGGCAAUGCCGUGGACGCCCAGUUCUCUUCCUUCUUCUUCCCUGACGAUUCCCCCGAGGUGAAGGCCGCCAAGAGGGCUCACUUUGCCGCCGUGGCCGCCGCCAAGGGCGUUCCUGUGGCAGCACCUGUUGAAACUGCACCAGUGGAUGAGGCAGCAGCUGCUGAGGCUGCUGAGAUGGAGGCUGCUGAGGCUGAGGCCAGGGCUGCUGAGAUGGAGGCUGCUGAGGCUGAGGCUGCUGAAGCCGAGGCUGCUGAAGCCGAGGCUAGGGCCGCUGAAGAGGCUGCUGCUGCUGAAGAGGCUGCUGCUGCUGAAGCUGAAGCUGCUGCUGAAGCCGAAGCCCUGGCUGCUGAAGAGGCCGCUGCUGCCGAAGCUGAAGCUGCUGAAGCUGCUGAACUAGAGGCUGCUGAAGCUGCUGAGGCUGAAGCCCUGGCUGCUGAAGAGGCCGCUGCUGCUGAAGCUGAAGCCGCUGAGGCUGCUGAGGCCGAGGCUGCUGAAGCUGCUGAGGCUGAAGCCCUGGCUGCUGAAGAGGCCGCUGCUGCCGAAGCCGAAGCCGCUGAACUUGAGGCUGCUGAAGCUGAGGCUGCUGAGCUUGAGGCUGCUGAAGCUGAGGCUGCUGAGCUUGAGGCUGCCGAGGCCGCUGAGGCAGAGUUGGCUGCUGAGGCCGAGGCUGCCGAGGCUGCUGAGAUUGAGGCUGCUGAGGCUGAGGCCGCUGAGGCUGAGGCCGCCGAGGCUGAGGUAGCAGCGUAAAGAGAAGUGCGGGUGUAGAUCAUGUAGAUAAGUUAAUUGUGUGUGUGCCAGUGUGAAUGUGUAUGUAUGUAUGCAUGUGUUGGUGAACGUUUAAUAAACUAUGUAUCAGAA
Molecule: messenger RNA, 1328 nt
Organism: Portunus trituberculatus (swimming crab)
Lineage: Eukaryota; Metazoa; Arthropoda; Malacostraca; Decapoda; Portunidae
Product: tol-Pal system protein TolA-like
Exons: 2
Coding region: 144-1217 (357 amino acids)
Source: RefSeq, a predicted model, not a curated record